AUUUUUUCUCCCCCUUUUUAAGUCACAACCACGUAUUCUGGUAAAGGGUCGCCAAACAGCAUGGACACCCAAUUUAUCAAAACCUUGCAGGAGAGAAUUACAGUCAAUGAAUUAGACAUUGAUGUUGUAUGCAGUAACUUUGGAGACCAAAUUCUGCUAGUUGUGUCUCAAGUGCAGAAGUUCGGAACUUUGAUGGAGGUUAGAUGUGAUCCGGUACUGGCUGGUUCCUCUUCUCAUUCCUUCUCUGUACGCACACUGCUCGGGAAAGACAAACCGGAGGUCCAUGUGUUCGGCCGAGCCAUAGCGGGACACCUUAGCCUUCCCACCAACACCCCCCUCCUAUUAGCCCUGGGGCUCAGGGACCACUCCCCCUCACUCAUACCACCUCUGCUGAAAGAACUGGAGAAGCUUAAAAUGUGGGAACCAAUCUAGUGUUCAUUUAAAUAACACAAGCUACGUACAAAUAAAUUAGUACAAUUUUGCUCUUUGUUAUGGUGACAUCUUCAUUUCCGCAUGAUUAAUGCGUAUAUAAACUGAAUUGAAGUUGUUAAUUUAGUAA
This is a messenger RNA of Halichondria panicea, 559 nucleotides long. Its product is annotated as proteasome assembly chaperone 3-like. Bases 61 to 432 code for a protein of 123 amino acids. The record is from RefSeq and is a predicted model, not a curated record. Gene Ontology annotation, biological process: proteasome assembly. Lineage: Eukaryota; Metazoa; Porifera; Demospongiae; Suberitida; Halichondriidae. The transcript is spliced from 4 exons.